GGCAGGGGGCGGGAACCAAGAGAGGCGGGCGAUGUGGUGGGCGGGAGCCUGAGCCAUCCGCGCUUCGGGAGCAGGUGGAACCGGGGCUGUAGCCCAGUCGGCGGAUCUGAGUGGGACUUCACAGGGACCAUGGAGCUGCUCAAGCUGAACCGCAGUAUGCAGGGACCCGGACCCGGGCCGGGGUCCUCCUCAUUAUGCCGCCCGGGUGUCCCCCUCCUCAACAGCAGCAACUCUGGCAACCUCAGCUGCGAGCCCCCUCGCCUCCGCGGAACCGGGACCAGAGAAUUGGAGCUGGCCAUUAGAGUCACCCUUUAUGCGGUGAUCUUUCUGAUGAGUGUUGGAGGAAAUGUGCUCAUCAUCGUGGUCCUGGGACUGAGCCGGCGCCUGAGAACUGUCACCAACGCCUUCCUGCUCUCCCUGGCAGUCAGCGACCUCCUGCUGGCUGUGGCUUGCAUGCCCUUCACACUCCUGCCCAACCUCAUGGGCACAUUCAUCUUCGGCACAGUCAUCUGCAAGGCUGUUUCCUACCUCAUGGGGGUGUCAGUGAGUGUGUCCACGCUAAAUCUCGUGGCCAUAGCCCUGGAGCGGUACAGCGCCAUCUGCAGACCACUGCAAGCACGGGUGUGGCAGACACGCUCCCACGCAGCGCGGGUGAUCUUAGCCACAUGGCUACUGUCUGGACUACUUAUGAUACCUUAUCCUGUGUACACCGCAGUGCAGCCAGUGGGGCCUCGAGUGCUGCAGUGCGUGCAUCGCUGGCCCAGUGCUCGUGUCCGCCAGACCUGGUCAGUGUUGCUGCUAAUACUUUUGUUCUUCGUCCCGGGUGUGGUUAUGGCGGUGGCCUACGGGCUCAUCUCUCGCGAGCUCUACCUUGGGCUUCGCUUUGAUGGUGACGACAGUGAGACCCAAAGCAGGGUCCGAAACCAAGGAGGCCUGCCGGGUGGGCAGCACCAGGUAGGUGAAAUGCACGAGGGGCGGGGCUUUGGUGAUGGGCAUGACCUCCUUACUGUGGAGAAGGGGCUUCGAGUGAAAGUUGGGCUGCAAUAUGAGAGGAGUCUCUUCUGCUUCGAUCGCACCUUCUGUGCUCUGUGCUCAGGGCCUGUCCACCAGAACGGGGCUUGCCGUCCUGAGACUAGCCUCCCUGGGGAAGACAGUGAUGGCUGCUACGUGCAACUUCCGCGUUCCCGACUGGAGAUGACAGCGCUGACCACGCCCACUCCUGGGCCAGGGCCAGGCCCUCGGCACCAGGCCAAGCUGCUGGCUAAGAAACGUGUGGUGCGAAUGCUGCUGGUGAUUGUUGUGCUUUUCUUCCUGUGUUGGCUGCCAGUGUACAGCGCCAACACGUGGCGUGCCUUCGAUGGUCCAGGGGCACACAGAGCACUCUCAGGGGCCCCCAUCUCUUUCAUCCACUUGCUGAGCUAUGCCUGCCUGUGUCAACCCCUGGUCUACUGUUUCAUGCACCGCCGCUUUCGCCAGGCCUGCCUGGACACAUGUGCCCGCUGUUGCCCACGGCCUCCACGAGCUCGCCCCCGGCCUCUUCCGGAUGAGGAUCCUCCUACCCCUUCCAUUGCUUCACUGUCCCGGCUAAGCUAUACCACCAUCAGCACACUGGGGCCUGGCUGAGAGGUUGAGUGAGUGGAGAAUGAGACAGGACACAUGAUCCUAUAAACCGACCCAUCCAAACACAAAAGAAACACACCAGGACUAAUCCAGGAGGACACCCAACAGCAUGGAUAGACCCCUCCCCACAGAAAAUGUUAUUUUUGCUGUUCUACCUGAAAGAAACAGGAGUCUCACACAGGAAAGGAGGCACACUUCUGAUAUGGGACUGAGUCCCACCCUGGCACUGACCCACUGGAUAGACAAACACAAUGUCUGUAGCAGUGAAUUUUCCCUACACAAGGAGAGCUCUGACAAGGGCUGACUGGCUCCUCACAUGCAUACAUUAAUGGCACUAUUCUAUAGUGUCCAUAGCCUAGUGCAAGAUUGACUUAAGACAAUGCAGACUGUCCCCAGUUUGACCUCAUCAUUUCCUUCCUCAACCAGCAUUGAAAAUAUUAGUAGGCCUAAUCACACACACCUUCCCAACAUACG
Messenger RNA from Peromyscus leucopus (white-footed mouse), 2094 nucleotides. It is a transcript of the gene Cckbr, whose product is annotated as cholecystokinin B receptor. Gene Ontology annotation, cellular component: plasma membrane. The record is from RefSeq and is a predicted model, not a curated record. Gene Ontology annotation, molecular function: cholecystokinin receptor activity; gastrin receptor activity. NCBI's taxonomy places the organism in Eukaryota, Metazoa, Chordata, Mammalia, Rodentia, Cricetidae. Gene Ontology annotation, biological process: phospholipase C-activating G protein-coupled receptor signaling pathway.